AUGUUUGAUCCCGACCUUAUUCUGCGUGCGGCUCCUGUGGCCGAUUUUCAAGCGGCCUAUUUCAUGAUGGAUAUAUCUUUACCCGGGAAUAGGCUACCUAAUGACCUAGCGGUAUUAAAUCCCUUUCUCGAGGGACUAUCUAGCCAUUAUUUUUAUAUUUACAUCCUAGAGGAAAACGGAGAAAAUGGACGAUCGAUUAAGCUAAGUAUAUGCUACACGCACUAUAUCUGGAACCCGUCUACCAGGCUGCACGCUAAAUUCACGGUAGUAGAUUCAUUUGUUAUAUACUAUUCUUCCACUACAGAACAAAGAAGCCGAAAGAGAAUACGGAUGGACUUUACACCUUAG
This is a messenger RNA of Penicillium pulvis, 348 nucleotides long. RefSeq lists its product as uncharacterized. The record is from RefSeq and is a predicted model, not a curated record. Lineage: Eukaryota; Fungi; Ascomycota; Eurotiomycetes; Eurotiales; Aspergillaceae. The transcript is spliced from 2 exons. Bases 1 to 348 code for a protein of 115 amino acids.